AUGGCGUACAACUACCUGACAUACCGCGUGCCACCGGUGUCAGCAUCGCUCAAGGCAAUCGUCCUCUCCAACAACUUCCUCUCGGGCACCUUCCCUGCCAACUCCGCCACCUCCUGCGUCUCUGCUGCCAACUGCUUCACCAGCGCUACUGCCUGCAGCACUCCUAGCGAGGAUGGUGGCACGGCACAGCGAGCGUCAGGGUGUGAUAUCUGUGGCAGUGCGAGUGGUCAGGGCAUGCUGUGCGGUGGCACAGGGGUGUGCACGCCCAAUGCUGCUGCACUGUUCACUGCCAAGACAGCAAAUACUGCUGCCGCUGCUAUUCUCCCCAUGUCUUGCGUUGACCUUGUGUGUGCUGCAGCUGCACCCAUUGCGUGCCCCACUGACUGGCGCUGCCAGGGUCUGAAGUGUGCAGCAACUGCCGUCUCCAAUUGCGUAGGCUACCUCUGCACUCCUUAG
Molecule: messenger RNA, 456 nt
Organism: Closterium sp. Naga37s-1
Lineage: Eukaryota; Viridiplantae; Streptophyta; Zygnematophyceae; Desmidiales; Closteriaceae
Source: the annotation of a GenBank genome assembly